Molecule: messenger RNA, 8028 nt
Organism: Solea solea (common sole)
Lineage: Eukaryota; Metazoa; Chordata; Actinopteri; Pleuronectiformes; Soleidae
Gene: ago3b
Product: argonaute RISC catalytic component 3b
Exons: 19
Coding region: 120-2786 (888 amino acids)
Biological process (GO): regulation of stem cell proliferation; regulatory ncRNA-mediated gene silencing
Molecular function (GO): RNA binding; protein binding
Source: RefSeq, a predicted model, not a curated record
UCACCGGAGCAGGGGAAACCGGGGGAGAGCGGCGCGUCGGCCCAGGGGGAGUUUUACUCCACGCAGAGGCAGAGAGAGCGAUCACUGGGUGCCGGGUUUUCCGGACAGAGACCUCAUGAAUGGAAAUCGGAACAACAGGAGCCGUUGGAGCCCAAGCCGUUGGAGCCCAAGCUGUUGGAGCCCAAGACCUCUUUGCGUUGCCACGACGACCGGGCUAUGGCACUGUUGGGAAGCCCAUCAAGCUUCUGGCCAACUGCUUCCAAGUGGAAAUCCCCAAAAUUGACGUCUACCUGUAUGAAGUGGAUAUUAAACCUGACAAAUGUCCUCGCAGAGUCAACAGGGAGGUGGUGGACACCAUGGUUCAGCAUUUCAAGGUGACCAUCUUUGGUGACCGCCUGCCGGUUUACGAUGGGAAAAGGAGUCUCUACACCGCGAGCCCACUUCCUGUCGCCACCAGUGGUGUGGAUCUGGAUGUCACCCUGCCAGGUGAAGGAGGGAAGGACCGCCCGUUUAAAGUCACCAUCAGGUUUGUGUCGUUGGUCAGCUGGCACUUGCUGCACGAGGUCUUGACUGGACGUGCUAUGGCUGAACCUGUGGACCUGGAGAAACCCAUCAGCACUAAUCCUGUUCACGCUGUGGACGUCGUCCUUCGACACCUCCCCUCCAUGAAGUACACCCCCGUUGGACGGUCUUUCUUCUCCUCCCCAGAAGGCUAUGACCACCCACUGGGUGGGGGGCGAGAGGUUUGGUUUGGUUUCCAUCAGUCAGUACGGCCGGCCAUGUGGAAAAUGAUGCUCAACAUUGAUGUGUCAGCCACAGCCUUUUACAAAGCUCAGCCGGUCAUUCAGUUCAUGUGUGAGGUCCUGGACAUUCACAACAUUGACGAGCAGCCCCGCCCACUCACCGACUCCCACAGGGUCAAGUUUACCAAAGAGAUCAAAGGUCUCAAAGUGGAAGUGACACACUGUGGAACCAUGCGUAGGAAGUACAGAGUGUGCAACGUGACACGACGCCCUGCGACCCUCCAGACGUUUCCUUUGCAGCUUGAGAACGGUCAGACAGUGGAACGCACAGUGGCGCAGUAUUUCAGAGAGAAGUACAGUCUGCAGCUGAAAUAUCCCCACCUGCCUUGUCUGCAGGUGGGCCAGGAGCAGAAACAUACCUACCUGCCACUGGAGGUUUGCAACGUUGUAGCUGGUCAGCGCUGCAUUAAAAAACUAACCGAUAACCAGACAUCGACUAUGAUAAAAGCAACUGCUCGUUCAGCACCAGACAGGCAGGAGGAGAUCAGCAGGCUGGUGCGGAGCGCAAAUUAUGAGGCCGACCCAUUCGUCCAAGAGUUUCAGUUCCGCGUCCGGGACGAGAUGGCUCAGGUGUUGGGCCGCGUACUGCCGGCCCCCAUGCUGCAGUAUGGCGGCAGGGUGAGCUCUGAACCAUUUAUGCCCCAGCAGAUAAACCCUGCACUGUCGUUCCAGAACCGCACGGUGGCCACACCCAGCCACGGGGUGUGGGACAUGAGGGGGAAGCAGUUUCACACCGGAGUGGAAAUCAAGAUGUGGGCCAUCGCCUGCUUUGCCACCCAGAGGCAGUGCAGAGAGGAGAUCCUCAAGAGCUUCACUGAACAGCUGCGGAAAAUCUCAAAGGAUGCUGGGAUGCCAAUCCAAGGCCAGCCGUGCUUCUGCAAAUACGCCCAGGGAGCUGACAGCGUGGAGCCCAUGUUCAGACACCUGAAGGACACCUACGCCGGGCUGCAGCUCAUUAUCGUCAUACUGCCAGGGAAAACACCCGUCUACGCUGAAGUGAAACGCGUCGGGGACACCCUCCUCGGCAUGGCCACGCAGUGUGUCCAGGUGAAGAACGUCGUGAAAACGUCUCCACAGACGCUCUCCAACCUCUGCCUCAAGAUCAACGUCAAACUGGGAGGAAUCAACAACAUCCUGGUUCCACACCAGCGGCCGUCUGUGUUCCAGCAGCCUGUCAUCUUCCUCGGCGCGGACGUCACUCAUCCUCCUGCCGGUGAUGGGAAAAAACCAUCUAUUGCAGCGGUGGUGGGCAGCAUGGACGCCCACCCCAGCAGGUACUGCGCUACAGUGCGAGUCCAGAGGCCCAGGCAGGAGGUCAUUCAAGACUUGGCGUCUAUGGUGCGAGAGCUUCUGAUCCAGUUCUACAAAUCAACGCGUUACAAACCGACCAGGAUCAUCUUCUACAGGGAUGGAGUGUCCGAGGGCCAGUUCAGACAGGUGCUGUACUAUGAACUGCUGGCCAUCAGGGAGGCUUGCAUCAGUCUGGAGAAAGAUUACCAGCCGGGGAUUACGUACAUCGUCGUACAGAAACGCCAUCACACGCGCCUCUUCUGUGCUGAUCGCAACGAGAGGGUUGGACGAAGUGGAAACAUUCCUGCCGGCACCACAGUGGACACAGACAUCACUCACCCAUAUGAGUUUGACUUUUACCUCUGCAGUCACGCUGGGAUCCAGGGUACGAGUCGUCCUUCUCACUACCACGUUUUGUGGGACGACAACUGCUUCUCCGCUGAUGAGUUCCAGCUCCUCACCUACCAGCUGUGCCACACCUACGUCCGCUGCACUCGGUCCGUUUCCAUCCCAGCGCCGGCAUACUACGCACACCUGGUGGCCUUCCGUGCGCGAUACCACCUGGUGGACAAAGAACACGACAGUGCGGAGGGCAGCCACGUGUCGGGGCAGAGUAACGGCAGAGACCCUCAGGCUUUGGCCAAAGCUGUUCAGAUCCACCACGACACGUUGAGGACCAUGUACUUUGCCUGAACCUCCUUCCACAUCGCCUCCUCUUGUCUCAGCCUCUCAUCCAGUCUUAAGGUUUGACUCCACGCUAGGGCGCCUCUGGUGUGAGGUGAUGGCUACUGCAGGCCGCGCGAGGAAUCACAGCCACGUUAUGCAACAUGAAAACCAGCCAAUCGUUCCUGCCACUGCGUCACUUACUCCUCUCCACAUCAUCUCCAUUCUGAAUCUCCUUAUAGCCUCCAGGUUUGACGACACAAACUCAAAACUACGUUGUUGCAGGGAUUAUCGUAAUGUGCGUAUGGAUUACGGCAUAGCCGGUGGGAAAAUAUGAAAAAAAACUGACGAUUCUUUGGUGCGUGGUUGUGAACGAAGCAGAACCGGAGAAAAGUCCUGACUUCUUCACAUUGAGCCUAACGUUGCUGGUUUAUACUGUAUUUUAUUUUAUUUUAUUUUUCAGCUUUCUAGAUACUGUAUGUGUUUGUGUGUCGAGCAGAUGUGCGGUCGCCAUAGCAACAUGUGAGCGGAGUGCGACCCCCCCCCCCUUUUUUUUCCCUUUAUAACAACAGUCAUUCUUGUGUCUCCCUCAUUAAUCCAGUGGUUUAACAGUCGUGGAAUCGAGUCACGACUCUUCUCUCUCCCGACAAAGACACUGAAUGAAAUCUUUAACCUUUUUUUUGUUUUGUUUUUUUCUAAAGGAAAAGCCACGUAUAUUCUGUCCUUUUUAAAGGCUUUGUUUGUGCAUCAAUUGUUUGCAAGUCGAAUUCCUCUAAAGAGAACUGUGUUCAAUUUUAAACUUUUCUAACUCAAAUUUCAGUUUGGUGCAGCGUCUUAUACCAAAUUUAUUCUUGUAUGUUUUAUUACUCUCAUUUAUUUAUGAGUGUGUUUCUAUUUAAACUUUUAAAUUAAACACGUAUGCAGCAAUAAAAACGAAAGACGGACUGUUUUUAAUCUUCAAAUCUAUCACACCACAAACGUCGGCUUCUUCUUCUUAAAAACACGAGUUGAUGAGAGCUCCUUCAGCGCGAUGUGAGAUUCAAACGUAGAAGAAGCAGAGGGUGUUUGUCGAGUGUUUGUGUGCCACAGUGGUUUGUUGUGAGUGAGUUUUUGGACGUGACGAUGAGCGAGGAUUCAGGAAUGUGUUGUUUGUGACCGUGAUGCUGGAUCAGUAAGGAUCAGUGAGGAGGUGCUUGGAGAAAAGUGAUGAUCAAAGUGCCUGAUGUCGUUGAAACUGAGGUUGUUGGUUUCGCAUGUUGGUUUGAGUGUUGAUGCAGAAGUGCGCAGAUACUGCACUGUGUUGAAGAUGGCGCUGCAACUAACAGUUAUUUUCAUAAUCGAUUUAAUAUGUCCGUCAUUUUCUGAUGAAUCGAGGAAGUAUUUGGCCCACAAACCGAAAUUAAUUCAGUUUUAAUGGUUUCUUCAUUAAAAGGAAGCAAAGACACCUGGAUAUAGUCACAUUUAGGCAGCUGAAAAUGUGUUAAUAAACUAGUUGGCGAUUCAUUUAGUUAUAGAUUAGUCAUUGAUUAGGAAGAUUUUUUUCAUAAUUUGGUGAUGAAAUCUUUCGAUUUCAUCAUGUUUUGAUGCAGAUUCUGCACAUACAUCAUUUAUGAAUUAUACACUUAUUUUCUUUUAUCAACAAUAAUUCAAAAACAAUUUGAUCUCUUAAGGUUUCAUCAUCAUCUGAGUUUUUCCUGUUUGCACUUUUAACAAAAUUUAAUCAAAUUGGAUGUUUUUUUUAGUUUCGGUGAGUUUUUUAACUGUUUCUCAGACGUCUGAAGACGUCAAAUCAGGCUUUUUGGCUUCAGACUAUGAAAAAAAUGAUUAGUUGCAGCUCUGCUCGGUUUGUUUUAUAAGUGUUUCGGCUCCACUGAUGGAAAUCUAACAUUUUCUUGAGUAUAAAUCUCUCUUUUGGCAUGAAAUCAUGUCAAUAUGUAAUAAGUUAAUAUACAUUCAAUUAUUAUAAUUUUUUUUUUCAUAAUGAGAAUUUGAUCGUUGUUGCCAGAGUUUUGGAAACGGUACAUGUGUUUGUUUUAACAAAAACAAAAAAGAGUUAUUGAUAUUUUUCAGUGCUUGGACCAAACCAAUGUGCCUGGUGGUUGGGGGGGCAGGGGGUCGGUGUAGGACUCAAGAAGGUGUCGAUACUUGUACGGCGUCGUUCUUAAAAAUGCUGCGUCACCACAACCAAACUGUAGCUGCUAUAUUUAAUAUCAGUAGGUUUUAAAUAAAAUGCUUUAGGAGAAAUAGGAACUUAUGGUAUUUUACAUCACUUAAAAUUAGCUGGGUGUGUUUGUGGUUGAGUCCAGUUUUGAAGUCUAAAUGUUUUUAAUUCUUCGAUUGUCAGAGACGAUUGUCUCCGCUGCGUUUGUUUGUCGUUGUGUUAGAAGCCGUUUCCCGAGGUCAGACAUUACCAGCAUUUAAUUUUACUUGAAUAGUUUUAGUAGUUUUUGUGGGCAUGUUUAACAUAGUGCUCUGCUUGUUUUUCAAAGUUUAUAAUAUACAGUAUAUAUAGAUGUAAUUAUGUAUACACAGAGCCUUAUUGCAGAACCCCCCUGUUUUCCUGUCAUGAUGCCACUUCAAGCAAAUUGACUUUUAAGGCCUUGACGAGCUGAUUGAUGCCUUUUCCCCCCUUUAGGAAAAUAAAAGCCUUUUUUAAAAACUGUAAAAGGAGAUAUAUUUAUAUUUACAGAUACUAAUCGUACACAGUAAACCACUUAUUUUUCCUAUUUGAAGCAGAACAGCUGUGUUGAAAUAAUGGUCACUUUUCCCAAAUGUGACGAUGCAAAUCUCAUGCUUUGAGAAGAAAUGUGUUUUUUUUGUUGUUUUUUUUCGUUGAUCUGCUAUUUCUGAGAUUGUCGGAGAAGACGUUGCCGUUGUUUUGUCGAAGUGCCGACCCUCCUCCGUCGUGACAAACGGCUCGAUACCACUCUUUCACGUCCGAUAUACCGAUAUCACAACCUUUUACGACUGUCGGACGUAAUUCUCCAACUGUGUAACAAAUAUAAGCAGCUUAAAACAUGACUAGGCUAAAAUGCUGUCGCUGAUUUUGAUCUUUCUGAUAUCUGAUCCAGUGAUUUAUCAUUUUCUUUCCAGUAUCGGACCGAUACCAAGUAUUGCUAACGAGUUCUUGAAUUUCUACCGAUAAAUCGAUAUUAUGUCAUGAUGCAAACUUUUACCUCAUGACUUUUAAACAACUUUGCUUAAUAAUAAGUUUGUGUCGUUUCAGAAACGCAGUGUCUAACGGUGUGGCAGGCGUUUGUCGUCACGGUCACAUGACGCCAUGUCUCUUUCCAGCAUGUUGUGUCAGAUUUGACCGAUAUCUCAUACAUGAUAUCUACUGUGCUCAGCUUUAUUUCAGUGAUGAGCUGAUGCAAUACUUGUUAUCACUGGAUUGGAUAUUAAAAUGUGAUUUUAAAUGCUUCACUCGACAAAGGCAACAUCGUUUUGUUUUUAAAAUCAGAAGGUUAUAGCGGGUAGGCGUGAGAGAACAUACAGAUAUACUAAAAUAUUGCAAUAUUUCAUGGCAUCAGUUUUUAAAGUGCUGUAUAUCACAAAUAUUCUCGAUAGUGUUUUUUUUUUGGUUGCAUUUAAGCCUCCGGCCACUAGUUAGCAGCAGGCUUUCAGCCAUUUGACUCCCUCCCCCCUCCUUUAACUCUUCACCUGUCCAUAUAAUGUUAUUAAUUUCACUAUGAGAACUUUAAUUAAAAUAGUCAAUCUUUGGUGUGAAAAAAUCCGAACUGUAACAACUUGUAAACCUAGUAUAGUGAUAUACAUCGUAUCGGAAUAAAUCCAUCAGUACAAACUUCUUAAGAGGGAAAAGACUGGUGUCGAUAUCGGUAACAUCUGGUGUGAGGAAAAUCUUGAUAUACAAAACUAUUGUGAUAUUUCAUGGUAUGAUACUGUAUUAAUUCUUUAAAGCACUUGAUAGCGGUUUAAGCCUCUGACCUCUAGUUGGCAGUAGGACUUCGGCCAUUUGAUCUCAAACUAGGUAAAAAGAAAACAACCUUUAACAUUUACAUCGUAACGGGACAUGUAUCGUAUCGCUAGUGGCUUGGAGAUAAAUGUGUCACAUGAAAACUGUCGACUGGUGUCGAUAUCGGUAGAUCAUAGUAUCAGUAAUAUCGGGCGUGAGAAAAUAUUGAUAUGCAAAAAUACUGCGAUAUUUCGUGGCAUGAUACUGUAAGCCUCCGACCACUAGGCCCAAAUUGGCAUCGCAAGUGCACAAGUGUGUGCGCAGAAAUAUUGUAGCUUUUAAGUUGAGACCUUGCCAGAUUUUUGUCGCAAAAGUGGUAAAAGUCUGAUGUCGUUAUCGGUUUGUCGUAAAAUCUGACUCAGUAAAAGUGGCUUUGACUAAAUUCUAUCAUCUGAAAAGCUCACUGGAGGCAUUAAGGACUCGAUCUCGUCACACGUACGAACUGCGAGAAUCAAUUUUAACGUUGAAAAUAAAAGCGGAGGAGGGUCUGGGGAUCCUCGGACUCCAUAAAAACUUGCUGUGCCUUUUUCUCGUGGUGCUACAAGAAAGAAAAUCAAAGACUGUAAUGCAAAAAAACACAAGUAUAUAAUAUUAAUAUUAAUAAUACAUGGCGAUACUGUAAAGAGCGAGUGAGUGUGUGUGUGUGUGUGUGAUUCUGACACCAAGAACAGGAAAAUUAUGUAGAACUGAUGGGUUUGGAGUGAACAGGACCAAAAGUUCUGUGGUAUCAGUUUUGAAAAGGACAAACACAAAGACAGGGAACACGACUCGCCACUCCGUACGUAAACAAGUAGCUCAGCGUAGACUUUAUGUAGCAUAAUUUAUUUAACUAAUAUUUCUAUCGGGACUUUGACUCCCCUUUCUUUGUUUUUUCUUUCUUUCUCACUGCCUUUGAAACAUUUAUCUGCUUUAUCACUCGUGUGUGAGUGAGUGUUUGUUCUUAAAUCGACGGCAGUAACGUCGUAAGUUUCCGUGCGAACGGUUUAUUCUUCCCUCUCCGUGUGUUUGCAUGUCGCUUUUAUUUCUUUUUAAUGUGAAAUCUAAACGUUUACAAACAUCUUCCUUGUCUCCAUAUUUAACUUACGUCCCCCACAAAAAUAAAACACUUGUGUGUUUUGGCUGCAUAUCAUCAAACUCAAAACUAUCUAUUUUUGCCUGAUUAUGAAUUUGUGUCACUUUUAGAAUUUUUUUUUUUUUUGUCUUAACACUCAUGUGAUCCUGGUCCUACAUUGAGCCUUUUUAUUUGGUUGUUAUUAUAUUUAAUUGUUUGUUUUUUUUGGAAUAAAUACACUUCUGUAU